GGCACUGUUAUAAAAGCAGACAGACGAAACAAAAAUUUUUAUUUCUGGACAGUUUUCAACCAGAACAACCACAAUCUAGUGUUUUAAGAAAAUAAAUAUAUUUAGUUUAGAUUAUUUUUAAGUUGACAGCUACAGAAUAAUUUAAUUGUUAAUUUGUUAUGUAAAUAUAGUGUGCACUUUAAUAAUUCUUCAACCCCAGUUUCUUUACAAUAACUAAAAUCUAGGCCACCCUCUUGUUGACUGUUUUGAUUAACUUGUGUUUUUGUACUUAAGUCGCAUAGCCUAUUCAACAGAUUUUUGUCUUUACAAUGGUUGAUAAUAGAAUUGAUGUUCAUUACGUAUGCCAAAGCUGUUCCCAACCUUUGAAACUUCAUACAUCAUUCAAUAGCUUGGGAGAACAUACUUUGGCAGAAUUAUCUUUGCCAAUCUAUGCAAGUACAGAUGUCGAUUUGGAGUCGCAAGCAGCUAGUUUAGAUCACCUCAUUCCUGCUUCAAGACUUGGAGAGUCAGGCAAUGGGACCAAUGAUUUCACAUUGGUUGGUGGUGAGGGUGAAACUGGCACUUUCAGUCACAAAAUGAAGGUGACAGCCGGGCUUUUUGAUUUGGUUUCGGGAAAUUCUGAGAUCGAUCACCCGCUUUGCGAGGAAUGCACAGAUGCGAUGCUCGAUCUCAUGGACGAACAGUUGAAACUCACCGAAGAUGAGUGGUCACUCUACAGUAAAUUUUUGAAAAAGCUGGAAAGUGAGAGCGCUGAAGAAGGCAUUGAAGAACUGAAUAACGAACUAAAAAAUUUGCUCGCUGAAGAAGGAAGGUUGAUGGAUGAACUCGCCGCCUUGCAGCAAGAAGAGAAAGCAAUGGAAAGAGAUAUAGAGGAACAAGGAAAGGAGAAGGAGCGAUUGGAAAAAGAAGAAGACAGAUAUUGGAGAGAAUAUAGUAAACACAGAAGAGAAUAUAUGAUCACAGAAGACGAACUGGAAAGUUUGAAGUGCCAGCUGGCGUACGCGGAAGCGCACCUGGAGAAGUUGAAGAAGACAAAUGUGUUCAACGCGACGUUCCACAUCUGGCACAGCGGCCAUUUUGGCACCAUCAACAACCUGCGCCUGGGGCGGCUGCCCAGCGCCCCUGUCGAGUGGAGCGAGAUCAACGCCGCCUGGGGCCAGACCGCCCUGCUACUCACCGCACUCGCCCGCAAAAUCAAUCUCACCUUCGACAAGUACCGGCUGGUGCCCUACGGAAACCAUUCCUAUAUAAAGGUUCUUGCUGAACAAAAAGACCUACCUCUGUUUGGUUAUGGCGGAUUCAGAUUCCUGUGGGACACAAAGUUCGACGCAGCGAUGGUGGCGUUCCUCGACUGCCUUAAUCAGUUUAAGGAGGAAGUGGAGAAGGGAGACUCGACGUUCAAGAUACCCUACAAGAUGGACAACGGCAAAAUCGAGGACUACGCUCACUCCAAACAUUCUUAUCCCAUCAAAACACAAUUCAAUUCGGAAGAGCAGUGGACAAAAGCACUGAAAUUUCUGUUGACCAAUCUGAAGUGGGCUUUGGCUUACGUGUGCUCUCAAUUCGACAAAAAUCAACUGGAUAACCGGUAGCAUAUUCUUAUGGUGUCUUGGAUUGACAUCAAUUUGCAAUUUUUCUAUUACACUUACACCAUGAAAUUUAGACUGAUUCAUUGUACUUUCAUCAGGUUAUUCUAGUUGAAGUUUUGUUAUGUAUAUUAAUUGUUGUUAUUCAGUUGAACUUGUAAAUCGUGUACGUUUGUAAAUUACUUCCUAUAUCAACUAAAUUUUGACUCAAAUAAAUAAUAUACCAGUUUACCAGAA
Molecule: messenger RNA, 1823 nt
Organism: Nilaparvata lugens (brown planthopper)
Lineage: Eukaryota; Metazoa; Arthropoda; Insecta; Hemiptera; Delphacidae
Gene: Atg6
Product: beclin-1-like protein
Exons: 9
Coding region: 309-1592 (427 amino acids)
Biological process (GO): autophagy; cellular response to nitrogen starvation; autophagosome assembly
Cellular component (GO): phosphatidylinositol 3-kinase complex, class III, type II; phosphatidylinositol 3-kinase complex, class III, type I; phagophore assembly site
Source: RefSeq, a predicted model, not a curated record